UCCGCAGAGUUGGGCGUCGGGGCGGGGGGAGAGGGAACAGCGUCUCCUCCGGCGUGGGGAAGGGGGUGGUGCUGCCUUGCGGCGGCGGCCCCCCCAGGAGAGCAGGCCCCCGGCGGGCUCCCCGCCUCUCGCCGUAGGGCAGCCCCGGCCGGCGCUGGCCCUGGGCUCCGAGAGCAGCAUCUCCUUUCUCUGUAGGGCUCGGAGCAACGCGCGUAAGUCUGUGCCUCUCUUCAGUACAAGCUGUGGUCUGUACCCCGUGGCUGUAAAAGUAGCUCCCUUGUGGAAAGAUGUAGCAAGUUAACCUGACGAGAGCAAUGGAGUUACAUCUUCAGGGAAGACAACGCUGAUUCUAGAGGGGGCUUAUCUCAAUGUAUAACUCUGAAAAGGUUUGCAAAUAGUGAAGGAAAAUGUCGUAUAAAAGCUCUAAGGAAAUCAGGAAAGUAAACAUUUCUAGCUCCUUGGAGUCUGAAGAUAUUAGCUUAGAAACUACAAUACCAACCGACGAUGUUUCUUCCUCUGAAGAGAGAGAAGGCACUGUUAAAAUCACUAAGCAGCUGAUUGAACGGAAAGAGUUGCUCCAUAAUCUUCAGCUGCUUAAAAUAGAAUUAUCUCAGAAAAACCUGAUGAUUGACAACUUGAAAGUAGAAUACUUAACCAAGAUUGAAGAGCUAGAAGAGAAGCUUAAUGAUGCAAUCCAUCAAAAGCAGCUGUUGUCUUUACGACUGGAUAGUCAGCUAGCACUGCAGCAAGAAGAUGCUAGAAAACAUCAGGCUCUAAUGAAACAAGAAAUGGAAACUAUUUUAUUGAGACAGAAGCAGCUGGAGGAAACUAAUCAUCAGUUAAGGGAGAGGGCCGGAGAUAUCCGUCGUAGCUUGCGAGAUUUGGAAUUAACGGAUGAUUGCUAUGAGAAGCUAAAGUCUCUUCCUGAAGAUCAGCUUUCUAUCCCUGAAUAUGUUUCUAUCCAAUUCUAUGAAGUAGUCCAUUCCUUAAGAAAAGAGCUAAGUGAUCUACAGAUGAAAAAGGGGAGCCUAACAGAAGAACUAAGAGGCUACAAAUCCCAACUGAAGUGUCUGACAGAGAGCUAUGAAGAGGAGAGGAGGAAUCGGUCGGAGCUUGAGGUUCGAUGCCAGCGUUUAACAUUGGAACUGGCUGAUACCAAGCAGAUGAUUCAGCAAGGUGAUUAUAGACAAGAGAACUAUGAUAAAGUAAAAAGUGAACGUGAUGUAUUUGAACAUGAAUUGUCAGAACUCAGAAGAAAAUAUGAAAUAUUAGAGGCGUCGCAUAAAGCACAAGCUAAAGAAAGAAAUGAUUUAUCAAAAGAGCUGGCAACCAUACAGCAAUCCCUUAACCUGUUGCAAAAAGAUAAAGAUUAUCUUAAUCGCCAAAACAUGGAGCUUAGUGUUCGCUGUGCACAUGAAGAAGAUCGUCUUGAAAGACUUCAGAUUCAGCUGGAGGAUGCCAAAAAAGCUAGGGAAGAAAUGUAUGAAAAAUAUGUUGCAUCCAGAGACCACUAUAAAACAGAAUAUGAAAAAAAACUGCAUGAAGAGUUGGAACAAAUAAGAUUGAAAACAAAUCAAGAAAUUGAGCAACUAAGAAGCACUUCAAAAGAGAUGUAUGAACGUGAAAACAGAAAUUUGAGAGAAGCAAGAGAUAAUGCUGUCGCUGAAAAAGAAAGAGCAGUUAUUGCUGAAAAGGAUGCUUUAAGAAAAUAUGAUCAACUCUUAGAACAGUAUAGACAAAUGCAGCUUGGCACAGAAAGUAAAGUAGCUGAACUUCUUCACCAAAGUAAGUUAAAGUCCUUUGAAAGUGAACAUCUUCAACUCAUGCAACAAGAAACAGCUAAGAAUCUUUCACAGUGCCAAAUGGAAUGUGAGAAAUAUCAGCGAAAGCUGGAGGUGCUUACUAAGGAAUUUUAUAGCCUUCAGUCUUCUAGUGAGACACGCAUUAUUGAACUUCAAACGCAGAAUUCUGAGUUUCAAGCAAGGCUAGAAACUUACGAAAAACUUGAAAAAGAGCUUGAUGAGAUAAUCUUGCAGACAGCAGAAAUGGAAGAUGAAGUUGAAGCUGAAAGGGUUCUCUUCUCAUACGGGUAUGGUGCUAAUGUUCCUACAACAGCCAAAAGACGACUAAAGCAAAGCGUUCACUUGGCAAGGAGGUUACUGCAGCUAGAAAAGCAAAACUCGUUGCUUGUAAAAGAUCUGGAACAUCAGAAGGAACAAGUAACACAGAUUUCACAAGAGCUUGACAGAGCAAAUUCUUUGUUGAAUCAAGUACAACAGCCAUAUAAAUACCUCAUUGAAACAGUGCAACAGAGAGAUUCUCAAAUAAGUCUACAGAAAGAGCAUAUUACACAACUUGAAAAAGAUGUCAGUCUUUUAAAUAAAGAAAAGACAGCUUUGCUGCGUGUCAAGAAUCAAAUGGCAGCAGAUUUGGAGAGACUUCUAAAUCACCGUGAGGAACUAGCCACAAUGAAACAGAUUCUAAUUAGUCUACAUGGUAAACGCUAUGAACAGAAUUCACCUCCGUCUCAUAUUGAUUUAAAAAGUGCGACGGCAAAAAACAAAUCAAACCCUUUAGUAAAACUGCUGCCAGAACAUGAAGAAGAAAAUGUAUUUACACCUAAGCCAACGUUAUUUACAAAUAAAGAGGCACCUGUAUGGUACAAGAAACUGCAGAAGAAAACAUCACCAUAGCAUUUUUCCAAAAUUACUCAAAAUAAUCCUUUGGGGACCUUUUCUUUGAAGAAAGUUAUUUUCACCAUAACGAUGCCCUGUUUUGGUUUUAACUGGUUUGGUUUUAACUGUUCAUUUAUACCUGUCGAAUGAUCUUAUGCUUCAUAAAAUAAUUUUUAGAUUUGUUAUGUGAAAAAAUGUGUGGAAAUAAGGCAUGCAAUGAUUUUGCUAACAUAUAUUUGAAUUUUAAAAGAUAAAUAAACACUAGCAUAUUGUACAUAUUUAUGA
Calidris pugnax (ruff) is the source of this 2960-nucleotide messenger RNA. RefSeq names its product progesterone immunomodulatory binding factor 1 (gene PIBF1). The record is from RefSeq and is a predicted model, not a curated record. NCBI's taxonomy places the organism in Eukaryota, Metazoa, Chordata, Aves, Charadriiformes, Scolopacidae. The transcript is spliced from 18 exons. Gene Ontology annotation, cellular component: centriolar satellite. Gene Ontology annotation, biological process: cilium assembly. Bases 408 to 2693 code for a protein of 761 amino acids.